This is a messenger RNA of Diaporthe citri, 1968 nucleotides long. RefSeq lists its product as uncharacterized. Bases 1 to 1968 code for a protein of 655 amino acids. The transcript has 3 exons. The record is from RefSeq and is a predicted model, not a curated record. NCBI's taxonomy places the organism in Eukaryota, Fungi, Ascomycota, Sordariomycetes, Diaporthales, Diaporthaceae.
AUGUCUCAAGAAUUAUACCAGGGGACUAAACUCCCGCACGAGAGGAGUAUACGUCUCCUGACUCUUCACGCGGGCGGGUCCUCGCCGCUGUCUUCCCCAGUGGAGUGCGAGCUACGGGUCGUCACCUUGCCCGACGUCGACUCUGAUAUAUCAUGGCCCUACUAUGCGCUCUCGUAUGCUUGGCAGGAGCCCCAAACCCUACAGAAGGCACCCCCUGGUAACAUCAGCAUCUCGUGCAACAACAUACAGAUUGGUGUUCCGAAGAAUCUGUUUGUCGCGCUCGUCAGACUCCGACAGAAGUUUCGGAAGCCUACCGACAUCUGGAUCGACUACCUGUGUAUCGACCAGUCGAGUACAAGCGAGCGGACCCAGCAGGUGGCUUUGAUGCAGGAGAUAUUCAGUCUUGCCUCGGAAGUACUUAUUUGGCUCGGUGAGCCGUCUUCAACUGGUCUGCAGGAGGGUGGGGGAUUUCAAGAACACUACCACUGGGGAGAGGAUAAUGAAGUUGAUCUCAUCACAACGUAUCGGGACUCCUUUAGUGAGUACCUGAGAGGAGGCAAUAUCUUCAAGUUCCUGGAUCUGGGUCAUGCAUACGGCAUAUUCUGCCUGCUCGAUCUUCUUAGCCGACGGGUGCCCGCAUCCCAGAUUCCAUUUCACGAGUCAUCGGUUGAUUCACCGGAGUUCAGACAAUGGGUCGACGGGCUUUGGACUGCGGUUUGGGAGAUGAUUGACAGGGCUUGGUGGAAAAGAACAUGGGUGGUACAGGAGUGCGUCUAUGCCAGGAAAGCCACAGUGCAUUAUGGGCACCUUAGUGCAAGCUGGGAAAUGUUCAGUGACGCGGCGCGCUUCUUCAUGGACAGCCGCCUCGGCCAUGACCUUGCUCAAGUCAGGCGUGUCAACGUAUCCGGAGCGACAGGAGAUCCUCUCCCGGAACUAUGCGGCCUCAUCUUGCAAAUCGAGUCUCCCAGAAGCGCUUUGAGUCAAGGGCAGUAUCUCUCUCCCCUUCAGACCCUCGUCCGGUUCCGCAGCAGGCACGCCACGGAUCGGCGAGAUAAGGUCUUUGCGUUUCUCGGCCUGCUCAAAGACCACUUUCUCACUCCGAGGUACGACAUGGCCACCCACCAGGUCUACUCGAAAGUCGCCAAGAGGAUCAUAAAGUCCACCGAGAACCUCGGGCUGCUCACGUCGGCGAGGCCGAUCACGAAUGAGGAAUUACAGACCUGGGUGCCUGACUGGAGCAUUACACCUGGAAAGCACGAGUGGCAAAGAGUGGAGCUCCUUCAGUUGUAUAAUGCGUCAAAAGGCAUGGAGCCUAUGGCAGCAAUGCACCACACGUCUACGGCAACACCUUUGCUGUUGGUGUCAGGCAUUUGGGUUGAUCGAGUAAGGGACGUCUUCCAAUCUUCGCCAGCCCCAGAGGACGGGUACUCCAGAUUCCAGACAACAGUUUCGCAUUGGGAGGUUCAGGCCCGCAAGAGCCUCGAGGUCCUACGUAGAGUCCAUUCGGGUCAAAGUCUUCUCAGCGCUGAUGAGUCUAUAAUGUCCGAUGCGGAAUGGAUAGGGGGUGGACAUUCGGAUGCAUUUUGGCGGCUUCUGUGCGGCGAUAUGAUGUAUGCCUCGGGCGCCAACAGCGAGGGCGAAUAUCGACGGACGCAACCAGAAGACCAGGAAUUAUUCAAGGCCUUCGCCCAGGAGGUUGUCGGUCUCAAUCGACGGAUGAGCAGGAUGACUAUUAAAGGGAAGAGGACUUUCUACCCCGUCAGGCCCGAGGCGUCCAACCGCACGAGGAAUCAGUUCUUCUAUGCGAUGCAGAUGAUGACGGCGGGGAGGAUCCUAUUUGUUACUAGGCAGGGGCGAAUGGGUGUUGGGCCCAAGGACACUGCCGUGGGCGACCACGUUGCGGUGCUCGCAGGCAGCACUGUGCCGUUCCUCUUGAGAGAUUCUUCGAACGUGCGCUGCCAUACGUAG